CUUUGUUUUUGAUAACAUUAAGGAUAAAGCUGAGCCAACCAUAUCAAAUUCACCGUGAGAACAAUGGCAGUGGGAGUAAUGGCAAGAGACCCGGAUUAUGGAGCUUUCGUCGAAAAAUUUAUUCUCCAGCCGGUCCCUUCACCUCAUCCACUUCCUUUAAGUGGCCUCACUUUUGCAAUCAAAGACAUAUUUGAUGUGGAGGGUUAUGUAACUGGAUUUGGACAUCCUGAAUGGGCAAGGACUCAUUCAGCAGCCACCUCAACGGCUCCAGCUGUUUUGGCUGUCUUGAGGGGAGGUGCCACAUGUAUUGGUAAAACUGUCAUGGAUGAAAUGGCAUGCAGCCUAUAUGGAGAAAAUAUACAUUAUGGAACACCCAAAAAUCCAUGUGCACCUGAUCGGAUACCUGGAGGAUCUUCUAGUGGAUCAGCUGUUGCAGUAGCUGCAAAGCUUGUAGAUUUUUCCUUGGGAACUGACACUGGAGGAAGUGUAAGAGUACCUGCAUCAUAUUGUGGAAUUUAUGGGUUUCGGCCAUCAAUUGGUGCUGUUUCUACUGCUGGAGUAACUCCUAUGUCACAGUUUUUCGAUACUGUGGGAUGGUUUGCUAGGGAUCCUACAAUCUUGAAGCAGGUUGGCCUUGUUCUGCUGGAGUCAUCCAGUACGCAUCCUGUCAAACCUAGUCAGGUGAUUGUUGCUGAAGAUUGUGUACAGCUUUCAAGCAUUCCAAGAGAUCGGACAAUUCAAGUUCUUCUUAAAGCAGUGGAGAGACUAUUUGGGGGUAGGUGUUUUAAGAAUGUAAUUUUGGGGGACUAUGUCAAGGACAAAGUUCCAAGUUUGAAGAAUUUCAUAAGGGAAGAAAAUAAUGAUCAAGAGAUACCAUCCUUAGCAGCUCUUUCAAGAGCCAUGAGGUUGCUACAAAGGUAUGAAAUCAAGAAGAACCAUGGCGAUUGGAUAACUACAGUGAAACCUGAAUUUGGUCCAGGAAUAUAUGAACAGGUAUGGGAAGCGAUGAGAAAAUCAGCAGAUAACACUGAUGCUUGUCAAUCUAUGAGGGUGGAAUUACGUGCUGCUCUUACUGCUCUUCUUGCGGAUAGCAGUGUCUUUGUUUACCCUACAGUUCGAGGUCCUCCACCAAAACUACAAAUGGAUGCAGCUGCAUUUGAAGUUGAUGUAGCCAAGGCUUACAGCUUGCUUGCCAUUGCUGGAGUAUCAGGAUUCUGUCAGGUGAACAUCCCACUAGGGAUGUAUGACAAUCUUCCUGUGUCAGUUUCCUUGGUGGCAAAACAUGGUUCGGACGGAUUCUUACUCAACCUUGUUGAGACUCUUCACGACACCCUCAAAGAAGAGAUUCAGGCUGCCGAAGGAACAAGUUACUAAACAAAACAGGCUAUUUCCAAUAAUUAUCUGUGUCAUAGAGGUUGUAUAAAAAUAAUGCAGAUGUUGAAAGUAUUACUAAAUGGACUUGCUCAGGGGCCAGCAUUCUCUCCACUUCCAACACCAUUUCAGGGGAACAUAUACGUUUCUUAUAUGAGAAAAAUAGUUGGAAAUUAAGAUCUUAGAGCCAUUAGUCCCUGUUUCUGCUCUUUUGUAUGUAAAUAGUAAUGUCAAAGAUGGAAGAAGAUAUCCACUUUAUAUUGAUUAUGAAGGUAUCGAUAAGAAUUUCAUUGAAAAGAA
Molecule: messenger RNA, 1671 nt
Organism: Mangifera indica (mango)
Lineage: Eukaryota; Viridiplantae; Streptophyta; Magnoliopsida; Sapindales; Anacardiaceae
Product: amidase 1-like
Exons: 10
Coding region: 64-1374 (436 amino acids)
Source: RefSeq, a predicted model, not a curated record